Batrachochytrium dendrobatidis JAM81 is the source of this 822-nucleotide messenger RNA. RefSeq lists its product as uncharacterized. The transcript has 3 exons. The record is from RefSeq and is a predicted model, not a curated record. Gene Ontology annotation, molecular function: DNA helicase activity. Gene Ontology annotation, biological process: telomere maintenance; DNA repair. Lineage: Eukaryota; Fungi; Chytridiomycota; Chytridiomycetes; Rhizophydiales. Bases 1 to 822 code for a protein of 273 amino acids.
AUGAUUCGUUGUGUUAAUAUUACAUGUGAUGGUUCUUAUAGUAAACCUUUUAGUCAACUCAAAAGAGUCCAUACUGCACUUUCCUUGUCAUUAAAGUCUGGAUCAAAGUCCGCCUUGGUAUUUGUACCGUCAAAUAGGAUCUGGAUUGAUACUCAGACCACUGCUGCUUAUACAAGAUGUUUCCAUUCUGCAACUGCUCCUAUUCGUUCAUUUGCUGCUACUCAAUCUGAAUCUAAUCCAUCCUAUCACAUUUCAUCUUUCAAUCAGCCUGCAUUGGACCAAAACACUUCUCACUCUGUAAAUACACUAAAAGAUGAAUCUACUUUGGAAACUCCAGUGUAUGAAAAUAAUUCUGAGGAUAUCGAUCGGCUUAACUUAGGACCUGAUAGAUAUCGAUAUUCUAAAUCAUCAACUCUUACUCAUCAUAUCGACCUAAAAAGCAAAAGCACCAUGAACCUUAUUACUGAUAUACACACAAAGGACCGCAAUGCCUUGAAUUACCAACAUAAAUACUCUGAUAUAUCGCAGUUGGUUAGUGGUGAAAGUGCUCUUUCUUUAGUAAAUUCAGUUCAAGACGCUAGCAUAGAUCUGAAUGGGAUGUUGUCAGAUGAGCAGCAGGAGAUUAUGGAUCUGGUUGAAGCUGGCGAAAAUGUGUAUUUCUCUGGUAAAGCUGGAUCUGGAAAAACUCAAUUGAUUCGACAUAUUGUUACCAAGAUGCGUCUUAAAGGCUUUACUGUUGCUGUCACUGCACCAACUGGAAUUGCUGCUUCUUUGGUAUAUCGAUUUGUUUCUCUUGCUUUUAUGCUUUUUAUACUCCACUAA